AUGAUGCUGUUGAGGUUGGCAAAAGUAAGUGAUGGAAAAAAUGAUCAUUGUGAUAGUGAGGAGAUGGAAAUGGGGUUCAAUGUUUUGAGCGGUGGUGAAGGUGUGAAGUCUAAGAGGUUUAUUGUAAGGCCUAGGAUCAAAGUGUGGAUGGCGCGUGCUAUUACCACUGUGAUUCUUUGGACUAGUGUGGUUCAGUUGAUUGCAAUCGGAGAGUUUUGGGGUCCGAGGUUGUUGAAGGGUAUGCCUUAUUGUUUCAAUCAUCAAGAUGAGUCUUCGGUAGUUGUAAAGGCUAGUGUUCCGGCUAAGGUUGUGCUUCCACCGAAAAGGAUUUAUAAGAACAAUGGUUAUCUUAUGGUUUCUUGCAAUGGAGGACUCAACCAAAUGAGAGCAGCAAUAUGCGACAUGGUUGCUAUUGCAAGACAUUUAAACGUCACUCUCAUAGUUCCAGAGCUCGAUAAAUCGUCUUUCUGGGCUGAUCCAAGCGAGUUCCAAGAUAUAUUUGAUGUAGAUAAUUUCAUUGCAUCUUUGAGAGACGAGGUUAGAAUAUUAAAGCAACUACCACCUAGGCUCAAGAGAAGAGUUGAAUUAGGAUUGUCUUACUCUAUGCCCCCGAUUAGUUGGUCAGAUAUAUCGUACUACGAAAAACAGAUUCUUCCUCUGAUACGGAAACACAAGGUCGUGCACCUAAAUAGAACCGAUGCUCGACUGGCAAACAACGGAUUGCCACUCGAGAUUCAAAAGUUGAGAUGCCGGGUAAAUUUCAAUGCGUUGAGGUUUACAUCUCAGAUAGAACAACUAGGUAGAAAGAUAGUGAAUAUUUUGAGAAAAAAGGGACCUUUCCUUGUUCUUCAUCUUAGGUAUGAGAUGGAUAUGUUGGCCUUCUCUGGCUGCACUCAUGGAUGUGAUAGUAACGAGGUCGAGGAACUCACAACAUUGAGAUAUGCUUAUCCGUGGUGGAAGGAAAAAGUCAUAAAUUCCGAACUUAAGAGGAAAGAUGGUUUAUGUCCGCUGACACCUGAGGAAACUUCUCUAAUACUGAAAGCAUUGGACAUAGAUCAUAAUAUCCAAAUUUAUAUUGCUGCCGGAGAAAUAUUUGGUGGAGAGAGAAGAAUGGCAGGUUUACGAGCUACUUUUCCUAACCUGGUAAGGAAGGAAACUCUGCUCGAACCUUCAGAUUUGAUGUAUUUCCAAAACCAUUCAUCACAAAUGGCUGCAUUGGAUUAUCUCGUGUCUCUAGAGAGUGAUAUAUUUGUUCCGACAUAUGACGGAAACAUGGCUAAAGUUGUUGAAGGUCAUAGAAGAUUCUUAGGUUUCAAAAGGACUAUACAACUGGAUAGAAAGCAUCUUGUGCCUCUCAUAGAUGCUUUUUCCAAUAAGUCAUUAAGUUGGGAUGACUUUUCCAUCAAGGUGAAGAAAUCUCAUGCCAAGAGAAUGGGAAACCCUAAAAGAAGAAUUGUAAUUCCAAGUAGACCCAAAGAAGAAGACUAUUUUUAUUCCAACCCUUAUGAAUGCUUGCCACUGCAAGAUGAACCAUUGAGUAGCACAUGA
Lathyrus sativus (Indian pea) is the source of this 1548-nucleotide messenger RNA. The record is from the annotation of a GenBank genome assembly. NCBI's taxonomy places the organism in Eukaryota, Viridiplantae, Streptophyta, Magnoliopsida, Fabales, Fabaceae.